This is a messenger RNA of Lycium barbarum (goji berry), 4829 nucleotides long. RefSeq names its product phytochrome C. Gene Ontology annotation, biological process: red, far-red light phototransduction; detection of visible light; regulation of DNA-templated transcription. The record is from RefSeq and is a predicted model, not a curated record. Bases 574 to 3939 code for a protein of 1121 amino acids. The transcript has 4 exons. NCBI's taxonomy places the organism in Eukaryota, Viridiplantae, Streptophyta, Magnoliopsida, Solanales, Solanaceae. Gene Ontology annotation, molecular function: protein homodimerization activity; photoreceptor activity; phosphorelay sensor kinase activity.
GGCCUCAUGUUGGGAUGUGGAGCAUCCUGCAUCGUAUAGGAACUUAUAAGUAUACUUUCUUAGUUACAGCAAACUUCAGUUGUUUCCUCCUGAUUGGUCUUUCAAAUUAAUUGCUUCUGCCACUAUUUAAAGGCUUUUUGGUUAAGCCAGAACAAAAGUGGAGUAUAUGCUUUAAAGACUCUAUUUUUAGCUGACCAAUUUUCUUCAUUUGGGUGUUUCUUAGUGAUUGAGAAUCAGCACACAAAUGGGGUUCUAAAAAAAAUGGAAUCUUGGAUUGCUACAAGAUAGUCCCAAGUGGGUAUCUCCUUUUUUCUUUUGUCUUUUAUGUUGUUGUCUUGAAUUUGGUGGAUUCUUGUUGAUAAAAGAUUAUGUGAAGUUCUUUUUCAUCUUAUUUUGGUAUAAACUGGGAGACUUUUUUGGUUGUUUCUCGAUUCUUCUAGGCUUUUCUGUGUGUAGUAUUUGAUUGGGGGUGUACUAACAUAAGGGAAUUCCAUCCCCCAAUAUUGAUAUCUUCUUGUUGAAUAUAAGAAUCUAACAAAGUAGUUGGAAAACUGAAACAAAGAGUAUUUAGAGAUGUCUUCUAGUUCUACAACAAACAAGACUAAUUGCUCAAGGAGCAGUUCAGCUCGAUCUAGGCAUGGUGCUAGAGUUAUUGCUCAAACCCCAGUUGAUGCAAAGCUCCAUGUUGAGUUUGAAGACUCUGAACAACAGUUUGAUUACUCUAAUUCAGUUAACUUGUCUAAUUCCACUAGCAAUGUUUCAUCUUCAACUGUAUCUGCUUAUCUCCAGAAAAUGCAAAGGGGAAGUCUAAUUCAGCCAUUCGGCUGUAUGAUUGCUGUAGAUGAGAAUUUCGCUGUCAUAGCGUAUAGCGAAAAUGCACCAGAAAUGUUGGACUUGACACCUCAUGCUGUUCCAAAUAUGGAACAACGAGAGGCUUUGACCUUUGGGACUGAUGUCAGGAAGUUGUUUCGUUCUUCAGGUGCUUCCGCGCUUGAAAAAGCAGCUAGUUUUGGAGAACUUAGUUUGCUUAAUCCUAUUUUGGUUCAUUGUAAAAACUCAGGCAAGCCUUUUUAUGCGAUUUUGCACCGUAUUGAUGUUGGACUAGUAAUAGAUUUGGAGCCUGUGAAUCCGGAUGAUGUCCCUGUAACUGCGGCUGGAGCUUUGAAAUCUUAUAAGUUAGCAGCUAAAGCUAUUGCAAGAUUACAAUCUAUUCCAAGUGGGGAUAUAUCAUUGUUAUGUGAUGUAUUAGUUAGAGAAGUGGAGAACUUGACAGGCUAUGAUCGUGUUAUGGUUUAUAAAUUCCACGAGGAUGAACAUGGGGAAGUAGUUGCUGAAUGCUGUAAGCCUGACCUAGAACCUUAUCUUGGUUUGCAUUAUCCUGCUACAGAUAUACCACAAGCUUCAAGAUUUCUCUUCAUGAAGAAUAAGGUUAGGAUGAUAUGUGAUUGCUUAGCUCCACCAAUUAGGGUGAUUCAAGACCCAAGAUUGGCUCAGUCGUUGAGCCUUGGCGGGUCCGUGUUAAGAGCUCCCCAUGGCUGUCAUGUACAAUACAUGACUAAUAUGGGUUCUAUUGCAUCUAUGGUUAUGUCUGUGAUGAUUAGUGAGGAAGAUGACGAGUUGGAUAGUGACCAGCAAAUGGGAAGAAGAAAAUUGUGGGGUUUGGUAGUUUGCCAUCACAGUUCCCCUAGAUUUCUUCCUUUUCCUUUGAGGUACGCGUGUGAGUUCUUGGUUCAAGUUUUCAGUGUUCAGAUUAAUAAGGAAGUGGAAGUGGCAGCUCAAGUUAGGGAAAAGCAGAUACUCCGAACUCAAACUAUUCUAUGUGAUAUGCUUCUAAGAGAUGCUCCUAUGGGGAUUGUUACUCAGUCUCCUAAUGUUAUGGACCUUGUAAGGUGUGAUGGGGCUGCACUUUACUAUAGGAAUAAACUUUGGUUGCUUGGUGUUACCCCUAUGGAGUCCCAAAUCAGAGAUAUAGCUGAAUGGCUUAAUGAAUCUCAUGGUGAUAGUACAGGUUUAAACACAGAUAGUCUCAUGGAAGCUGGCUAUCCAGGCGCUUCAGUGCUCGGUGAUGCGGUAUGUGGAAUGGCUGCUGUAAAAAUAACUUCAAAAGAUUUCCUCUUCUGGUUCCGCUCCCACACAGCUAAAGAGAUCAAGUGGGGUGGUGCGAAACAUCUUCCUGGAGAGAAGGAUGACGGAAGUAAAAUGCACCCAAGGUCAUCAUUUAAAGCUUUUCUAGAGGUUGUUAAGCGGCGGAGCCUGCCCUGGGAAGAUGUGGAAAUGGAUUCCAUUCAUUCCUUGCAGCUGAUAUUGCGAGGAUCUUUGCAAGAUGAGGUUGCUGAAUGUUCUAAAAUGAUUGUGAAUGUCCCUGCUGUAGAUACCAGUAUAGAUAAAGUGGAUGAACUUCGUAUUGUCACAAACGAAAUGGUUCGUCUCAUUGAGACAGCAUCAAUACCCAUUUUGGCUGUUGAUGCUUCAGGCAGUAUCAAUGGAUGGAACUCUAAAAUAUCUGAGUUAACUGGAUUGUCGAUAGAGAAAGCUAUAGGUGUACCCUUAGUUGAUUUGGUUAUUGAUGGUACAACAAAAGCAAUUGAAGGUGUGCUCUCCCUGGCAUUGCAAGGCAGGGAGGAGAAAAAUGUAGAAAUCAAGCUUAGAACAUUUGGUCCUCAAGAAAAUGUCGGACCAAUUACGUUAGUGGCUAAUGCCUGUUGUAGUCGAGACGUAAAACAAGAUAUUGUUGGAGUUUGCUUUAUUGGGCAAGAUGUUACUGGGCUAAAGCUGAUUAAGGACAAAUAUAGUCGCAUUCAAGGUGAUUAUGUUGGAAUUGUCCGCAACCCAUCUCCUUUAAUUCCUCCAAUUUUUGUGAUGGAUGAAAAUGGAAGAUGCUUGGAAUGGAAUGAUGCUAUGCACAAGUUGACUGGGACGAAGAGGGAGGAGGUCAUUGAUCAAAUGCUUCUUGGUGAGGUUUUCACAGUCAAUAACUUUGGUUGCAGGGUGAAAGAUCAAGACACAUUAACCAAGCUCAGGAUAUUAUUGAAUAGAGUAAUUGCUGGUGGGGAAGGUGAGAAGUUGUUUUUCGGGUUAUUUGAUAAACAGGGUAAGUAUAUUGAAGCCUUAAUCUCUGCAAAUAAAAGGGUUGAUGCCGAUGGUCGGGUAACUGGGGUCUUGUGCUUCCUUCUUGUUCCUAGUCCAGAACUUCAAUAUGCAAUGCAUGUGCAAAAGAUGUCAGAACAAGCUGCUGAAAAUAGUCUUAAAAAGUUGGCUUAUGUUCGUCUUGAACUAAAAAACCCUUUAAACGGUAUAAAGUGCAUUCAGAAUCUGCUAAAAUCUUCUGAUUUAAGCAAGGAUCAAACACAUUUGCUGAAGACAAGCACAAUGUGUCAAGAACAACUAGCCAAGAUCAUUGAUGACACUGAUAUUGAGAGUAUUGAGGAAAGCUAUAUGGAAAUGAAUUCUUGUGAGUUCAAUCUUGGCGAAGUUGUUAAAGUGGUCAUUAAUCAAGUUAUGAUUCUAAGUCAGGAGCGCAAGGUUCAGGUCACAUGGGACUCACCUGUCGAAGUAUCACAGUUUUACCUGAUUGGUGAUAAUUUGAGGCUUCAACAAGUCCUUUCUGACUUUUUGAACACAGCUAUCCUCUUUACUCUUCCCUUUGAAGACUCCUCUGUGCAUUUCAGAGUAAUUCCAAGGAAGGAACGUAUAGGGAUGAAGAUGCACGUCAUGCAUCUUGAAUUUCGGAUCACUCAUCCAGCCCCAGGGGUGCCUGACGAGCUAAUUCAACAUAUGUUCCACUACAGUCAGAACAUAUCAAGGGAAGGUCUUGGCCUAUACAUCAGCCAGAAACUUGUUAAAAUAAUGAAUGGCACUGUCCAGUAUCUUCGUGAAGCGGAGAGAUCCUCGUUCAUUAUCUUAGUUGAAUUUCCACUGACAGAUAAGAGCAAUGACUAAUAAUUCUAGCCAUCAGUGUUCCUGACUAUCCUACUGCUGACAACUCAUUUUUACAUGACAAGUUUUUCAAGAUUUUGACAGAUUGAGAGCCAAAGUCUGCUGACUAUCUAGCCAAUGCUAUUAGAUGGGGCACCUCAUUUAUUGCUCGCGGGAGUCGCAUUCUAUUAUUUCUAGUGGUUCUUCACUGUUUACCAAGGCUGUUGCAAAUGGGGUUCGCUAGAACUUAAUUGAGCAUUCCCAUUGCUGAUCUCUUUGCUCCAUCAGGAUUCAGGGGCAUACAUUCAAGAUUCCGGAAAAGGCUAAAUUUUAGAGGAUCAGUUAAUCUGCUGUUCGAUGAGCCAACUUGGUUGUUAUUUGAAUGAGCUAUAUGUUACCCAUUGGAGUGGUGGUUUUAGAAUGUCAUCUAACAUAGAAGCUGCAAUACCAGUAUCAACAAUUGCUUUUCGAGGCCAGAGAGUCGCUUCUUUUUCUACUUGAGAGGGCAUCUUGAUAGCCAUUUAGGCACAUUGUUAUGUUACUGCUUUGGGUUAUACUCUGCCAAGACGAUUGCAUCAAUUUCUGGUGGUGGAAGAUCCAUGGUUGAAAUGUUUUCGGUCUUCUCCAUGGCAUCUGCAGCAAAGGAUGUGAUAAUGCUUCGUUCACGUUCCACAGAAAGAGAACGCAGCAAUCAGCAUAACUUAGUUAUCAGGAACAUUUCUUUCGUCUGACAAUUCAACUGACUUAUUGUACAGGUUCGAUAUAGAUCUUUUGUUUUGUACAACGUUGUUUAGUGAAGAUUUCUUGGAAUAGAUUAUAGUUCCAGAUUGAGACCAUUGCAGGGUGAAGCAGUCUGUUUUUAGCAUAUUUUCAACUGAAAUACAAGAUCAGCUGCUGCUAUCUUUACUUGUUAA